Messenger RNA from Pterocles gutturalis (yellow-throated sandgrouse), 712 nucleotides. RefSeq names its product protein lifeguard 2-like. The record is from RefSeq and is a predicted model, not a curated record. The annotation marks the transcript as partial. Gene Ontology annotation, cellular component: Golgi apparatus; membrane; endoplasmic reticulum. The transcript has 7 exons. Lineage: Eukaryota; Metazoa; Chordata; Aves; Pterocliformes; Pteroclidae. Gene Ontology annotation, biological process: negative regulation of apoptotic signaling pathway.
CGCUGUUUUCUUUGUGACCUACUUGAUUCUUGCUUGCUGCUCCGGACCCAGGAGGUAUUUCCCAUGGAAUCUGAUCCUGCUGAGCAUCUUUACCCUCUCCAUGGCUUAUCUCACCGGGAUGCUCUCCAGUUACUACAACACCAAGUCCGUCCUCCUGUGCCUGGGCAUCACAGCCCUGGUGUGUCUCUCCGUCACCAUCUUCAGCUUCCAGACCAAGUUUGACUUCACCUCCUACCAGGGCGUCCUCUUCGUGAUGCUCAUGGUGCUCUUCUUCGGGGGCAUCAUCCUGGCUGUCAUCCUGCCCUACCAAUAUGUCCCUUGGCUCCAUGCGAUCUACGCCCUGCUCGGUGCCGUCAUCUUCACCAUGUUCCUGGCGUUUGACACCCAGAUGCUGAUGGGGAACCGUCGGUACUCGCUGAGCCCGGAGGAAUACAUCUUCGGCGCCCUCAACAUCUACCUGGACAUCAUCUACAUCUUCUCCUUCUUCCUCCAGUUCUUUGGCUCCAGCCAGGAGUGAGCGCAGCCGGGCGGUGUCUUCUCCUUGCUGGCAAGAUGCAAGUGUUUAAGAAAAAAAAAUAUUAAAAGAAGAGGAAAAAGGGGGUUAAAAGAAAAACCAACCUAAACCAACCCACCCUGUCUGGCCCUCUAGCCGGCUCCACUCCAUCGGCUGAGCAAAGCCCCGGGUUCCUCACGCAGCUUGUACAUACGCUGU